ACUUACACGCCACGCUCAUCGCUCCGGGCAUCAGUACGCGCCCAGUGCUCAGCCACAGCAGAUCGUGAAUGUGAACGGAUAUAUAUAUAUAAGCAUAUAGAGAGUGUGCAUACCGAUGUCUGUGAGAUAGGUCCAAAAAGCACACAAGUAUUUGCAAAUCCCAAAGGAGGGGGAGUGAAACACGACUUCCUGUCCCCGUACACGUGCUGCAUCGUCUGCGGCCAGGAUCUAAAAGCAAAAACUCCGACUUCGACUACGUCUCCGCUUUUUGUGUGCUCGAACUCCAAUCAGGAGCCGUUUCGUCUAGUUUUUUCGCACUUCUUGCCCCGGCUGCCGUCAUGCAUUCGCCAACAGCCAAAGUGUCGGGCUUCGUCGUCCUGAUGAUUGUGCAAAUAAUCUUCCUGGUUCUGUUCUGGCUGUUCGUGCGUUACGAAAAGACCGCGCUGCCACGGGCAAUCGACGCCGAAGACGCUGGAUCAGCAAACGAACACGUUUCCAAAUAUCCGCAGUUCCAGGACAUCCAGGUGAUGAUCUUCAUUGGCUUCGGCUUUCUGAUGACCUUCUUGAGGAAAUACGGAUACAGUGCCACUGGAUUCACCCUGUUCAUGGCCGCCCUUGUGGUACAGUGGGCCGUGCUGAUGAAGGGAUUCCUGCACAUGGAGGACGGCAAGAUCAGCCUCUCCCUGGAGAACAUCAUUGAUGCUGAUAUUGCUGCCGCCGUGCCCCUGAUUAGCAUGGGUGCCCUCUUGGGCAGGACCACGCCCAUCCAACUGCUGUGCAUGUCCAUCGUUGAGGUGGCUCUUUUCGCGGCCAACGAGUACCUGGCUCUGCAUGUUUUCAGUAUCUGCGACUGUGGCGGCUCCAUCACUGUCCACGCAUUUGGUGCCUACUUUGGACUGGCGGUGGCUCUGAUGCUGAGGCCCGCCAGCGACCAGAACGAGGCGGGAAAGCUGGAGGGCGCCAGCUACACCUCGGACAUCUUCGCCAUGAUCGGCACCACCUUCCUGUGGGUGUACUGGCCCAGCUUCAACUCGGUGCUGGCCGAAGGAGCCGGCGGCGAGCGGGCCAUUUUGAACACGUUCCUGUCAUUAGCCGCGGCAACAGUGACCACCUUCGUUGUAUCCGCGCUUGUCAGCCACGAGAAUAAAUUGGACAUGGUGCACGUGCAGAACUCGACCCUCGCCGGCGGAGUGGCCGUGGGCACGGUGUGCAACUUGCUGCUGGGCGCCCAUGGUGCCGUCUUAAUUGGCAUUAUCGCCGGCACGGUCUCGGUGCUCGGCUAUCGCUAUUUAACCCCAUGGAUGACUUCUAAUCUGAGACUGCACGACACCUGUGGAGUGCAUAACCUGCACGGCAUGCCGGCCCUGAUUUCAGCCAUUGCCUCGGCCAUUUACGCCUCGAUGGCCACCGUGGGCGAUUACCAAUCCGAGCUGCAGGACAUUUUUCCGGCCAUGGUGGGCACCAACGGAACGGAGACCAAAAUCCUGGGCGGUUUGGGCCGGAAUGCCACUUCGCAGGCGGGCUACCAAUUGUUUGGCAUUGCUGUUACCCUACUCAUCGCCAUUGGAGGGGGUAUUUUGACAGGGGCCGUCUUGAAGUACACCAACUUCCGGAACCUGAAGAAGGACGAACACCACCAGGACGAACAUUACUGGGAGGUGCCUGCUGUCGAGAACAAGGAGGAAUAUGAACUAGAAAAGGUUGACGAGCUUUUGCUGUAAGCCAAAUAAGCCAAUGCCAAGCCAAAAAACACCCAAAAAUAGAGCCAAAUAAAUGCAACAGCAGCAGCCAUGGGAAUUGAGAAGCCCAGGACACUGGGGUCCUCUGGCCAAUCCUUUUGUUGUCCAUGCCUGCUUCGCUUAAUUUUUGUAGACAUUUGUCGCAUUUAAUUAAAAACUCCAACAAUUUACACAUUUAAUUAGCCUCGAGCACUGAAAAACAGAAAAUGCUACAGAAAAAAAAAAAACAAAAAGAAGUAUUAGCAAUAAAAAUAUUUUAAAUGUGACACUCUCCUUAACUCCCUCUGUAUAUUUCGCAUGCCGGUCGCAAUUUUUAAUGGAAUUAAAAUCAUACACAUAAAAUCCAACAACGAA
Messenger RNA from Drosophila elegans, 2093 nucleotides. It is a transcript of the gene Rh50, whose product is annotated as ammonium transporter Rh type A. Gene Ontology annotation, biological process: ammonium transmembrane transport; ammonium homeostasis. Gene Ontology annotation, molecular function: ammonium channel activity. The coding region runs from base 339 to 1721 and encodes 460 amino acids. The transcript is spliced from 9 exons. Lineage: Eukaryota; Metazoa; Arthropoda; Insecta; Diptera; Drosophilidae. Gene Ontology annotation, cellular component: plasma membrane. The record is from RefSeq and is a predicted model, not a curated record.